AUGGACCUCGACAAUACAACAAACAUCACGUUGAGAUCGUCAGAAAGUAUUCCCAACAUCCGCUUCGGAAUUUGCCUUCUUUUCCUCGACCUUGGGAUCAUUCUUGGAAACUGCGUCACCAUCACCGUGUUCAGGAGGAACCGGACACUUCGCUCACCAGCCGGGUGGAUCAUCGUAAACAUUGCUGCAUGUGACCUUGCCAUUGGUGUCCUGGUCGGAGUGUUUGUUCUGCCAUGCGUCUUCAGCGGUUACUUCCCUUUCCACGAGUCAAUCAUCCAGGUUGAGGGGGCGCUUGUUCUCACCUUCUUCGACGAAGCCGUGUACGGACUAACCUUAGCUGCUGUUGAUCGAUACGUAGCGAUAUGCCAGCCGUAUCAUUACGUCAGAUUGUUCAGUGACACUAACCUUCUAGGAGUGUUUGUAUUAACGUGGCUAUACGCUGCCCUCGUUCCUGUCGUCUUCACGUUUACAAAUGGCUUCAAGUACUAUGACCUCAAUCUAGAUGCAGUGUGUGGAGUUCGAGCUACGUACACUGUGUGGAGCUCAAUCUAG
Molecule: messenger RNA, 552 nt
Organism: Haliotis rufescens (red abalone)
Lineage: Eukaryota; Metazoa; Mollusca; Gastropoda; Lepetellida; Haliotidae
Product: rhodopsin-like
Exons: 2
Coding region: 1-552 (183 amino acids)
Biological process (GO): G protein-coupled receptor signaling pathway
Cellular component (GO): membrane
Molecular function (GO): G protein-coupled receptor activity
Source: RefSeq, a predicted model, not a curated record